GUAUUGGUGUCAAGAACCAAUCACAUUAACCCACUACUUAGCUAGCUAUAGGUUAUGUAGUGUAAUAAUAAUGCUCGACCAUUCGAUUUUUGACAUCCGCCCAAAACCAAGUCAACAAAGAAAAAAUUUUCCAUCACGUAACUACCAUUCAAUAAUUCCACAUAUUAAACACAAAUGCAUCAUUUGUCUAAGUAACUUAACUAUGAGGAUAGAUAGAUAGAUAGUGGUCGAAUUCCAAUCAGAUCGUCGGGUUUGUACACACGAUCCAAAAAACACGACCAUUUAUCUUGUGCUUUAAUUAUCAACAGUUAGUAUUGGGCGUCUCAUGGAGAUUCGUACACAGGAUCACUUCACCAAACUAUCUCAGAUAUCAUGUCAAGAUAAACCAACCGAUUUGUUGGGAAAAUAUUUGAUUAUGAAUCGUAUAUCGCUCUCCCUUACAAAAUUAGCCGCGCCGGUGUUGCAUGAGGACCGCUAGCUCUAACGUACGGCAGAUGGUAAUUGACGGCGGUAUAAGUAAGUAAGUUAACGUAAUCAAUCAUGCCAUUGCCAUGGAAGAAAAGAUCAAAGAUCCACCAUAGCAAGUUGCCUCUUCCUCAUUGGACGACGAGUAAAUCCCAAAUACACGACGAAUGGUUGUUUCCCAAAAUCAAAUGUUCGCCACUGUUGGGAAAGAGACACUACAAGGAAUGAAGCUUCCUAGAGAUUUGGCAUCUUUCUUUCACAAUGCUCCACGAACGUUCCUAGCUACAGUGUACUGUUGCUUUAAAAACCGGCUGGGAGCAAAAUUACUGUAUCACAAAAUAUGACGAACCUUUGCAAACUUCAAAUCCGUGAAUCAACUUUCGUAUGUAAAUUUAAAAAAUACCAGACGUACGCGUGACAAUGAAAUCUACGAAUUAGUUGGAUUUGGUCGUUCAAAGAACUACGGCAAAAAAAAUAUGUAUGAUUUGAGUCUCACAAACAAACAAGUUUCAAAGGAAUAUAAGGAGGUAGAGUUUUAUUAUUGCGACAGUAGCACUGGUCUCUGCCGCCUUCCGUCGUCAAAUUUGCACCUUGCAGAGAGUUCUUUUCUUCUAUAUGCGGCGAGUGUUCAAAGGGCCUUUCACGCAUAUGUCAAAAUUAAUGAAGAAAUUUCGUAUGAAUCUAUACAUUAGGGGGAAAAUGGCAAUUAAUUUAUUACAUAGAUCCAACCUAACAUACCAGCCGCCAAAUAAUAAUGCACCUAAUUUAAUACCAGAAGAUCCUCAGGUGCUCAAAUAUUAUCCACAUGAAGAUCAACAGCAUUUUAAGAUAAACAUCGUCAAAAUUCGUAAUGACUGUAAGAAUCUUUGCGUUCACGAGGCAACGACUUCGCGAAUGAAAUGUAGUGUGUAUCGAUGGGAUAAAUAUUACCAGUAAAUUUUAUUUUUCUAAAUGAAUUAGGAAUGAAUAAAAUGAAUGAUCCACUAGAAAAAAAAAAGGAAAUUAUAUUAAAACAAGGAAGGUACAAAUUGGGCACUCCAACCUCUCUAUCUAACAUUGGGUGCCAGAAAAUUCGUUUUUUGAAAAUGCCAACCUCUAUCCAAAUUCCAAAGGCAAUUUUUGUAUAUAUAUAGAUUGUGAAUAAGCUUUUACACAUUCAUUUCCCUUGCAAAUUCUAUUCCUUUCUUCUUUCUCUUCCUCCGCCGUCACUAAAAAAAAAAAAAAAAAAAAAAAACAAUACCAAGGAAAAUGAGCGGCCACUCCGGCAACGACGACCCCAAAGCUCCCCUCCUCGCGGUGGUCGUCCACCCUCCGCCGAACUCCGCCGAACCUCACGACGCCGGACCUGCCGGACCGGCCACGUGUCAGUCCCUGAUUUCCUGCCUGCUGACUCCCAACAGCUUCUACAUCCUGCUGGGCCCACUCCUGUGCGCCAUGAUCUGCCUGCUGGUGAAGCUGCAGCCGGGGGACGGCGGCGGCGGCAGCUCCUCUUCGUCGUCGGCCGCGGCGACCAGCCGGAACAUGCUGGCGGUGCUGGCCUGGAUGUUCGCCUGGUGGCUGACGGAGGCCGUCCCCAUGCCCAUCACCUCCAUGGCGCCGCUCUUCCUCUUCCCGCUCUUCGGCAUCGCCGCCGCCGAUGACGUGGCCUCCUCGUACAUGGAUGACGUCAUCGCCCUGGUGUUGGGGAGCUUCAUCCUCGCCCUCGCCGUCGAGCAUUACAACAUUCACCGCCGGCUGGCCUUGAAUAUAACGUUGCUAUUCUGCGGGGACCCACUGAACCCGCCGCUCCUCCUCCUCGGGAUAUGCGCCACCACCGCGUUCAUCAGCAUGUGGAUGCACAACGUGGCGGCGGCGGUCAUGAUGAUGCCGGUGGCCACCGGGAUCCUCCAGCGCCUGCCGGAGUCCGGACCGGGGCAGUCGCCGGUGGUGAGCAAGUUCUGCCGGGCGGUGGUGCUGGGGGUGAUCUACUCCGCCGCCGUGGGAGGGAUGAGCACGCUGACGGGGACAGGUGUCAACCUGAUAUUGGUCGGGAUGUGGAAGAGCUACUUCCCGGAGGCGGACCCCAUCAGCUUCAGCACGUGGCUGUUCUUCGGCGUCCCGUUGGCCUUGGUCAUUUUUCUGUUCUUGUGGGCCAUUCUCUGCUUGUUGUACUGCCCGAAGGGGUCCGGCCCAAUUCUCUCGGCUUACUUGGAUAAAGCCCAUCUUAAAAGAGAACUUACGCUCUUGGGUCCAAUGGCGUUUGCAGAGAAGAUGGUUUUAACUGUGUUUGGGAUGUUGAUUGCAUUAUGGAUGACUAGAAGCAUAACGGAUGACAUUCCCGGCUGGGGAGUCCUCUUCAAUGAUCGUGCUGGCGAUGGAACUGUCAGUGUCAUGAUGGCAACGCUGCUCUUCAUAAUCCCGAGCAACAAGAACAAGGGCGAGAAGCUGAUGGACUGGUCGAAAUGCAAGAAGCUCCCGUGGAACAUAGUCCUCCUCCUCGGGGCAGGAUUCGCCAUCGCCGAUGGGGUUCGAACCAGCGGGCUAGCUGAGAUUCUGACCAAAUCUCUCGACUUCCUCGAGCAAGCCCCGUACUGGGCGAUCGCGCCGCUCGUGUCCCUGAUCGGGGCGUUCAUCACUGAAUUCACCUCCAACAAUGCCACGACCACUCUUUUGGUCCCUCUGCUCAUCCAGAUCGCCAAGACUAUGCAUGUUCAUCCACUGCUUCUGAUGAUCCCUGGCGCCAUUGGAGCUCAAUUUGCGUUCUUGCUCCCCACGGGAACACCUUCCAACAUCGUUGGGUUCACCACCGGCCAUAUUGAGAUCAAGGACAUGAUCAAAGUUGGGAUCCCACUGAAGAUUACUGGGAUUGUUGCUCUCUCCAUUUUAAUGCCUGCCCUUGGAACAUGGGUCUUUGGGAUACAUGGAGAAAUCUAAUAGGUGUUGGAGGAGAGUCUUUUGAUAUGAUAGUUUGUAUAGAGAGUGGAUGAAGGGCAAAAAAAUUGCUCUUGUUAGGGUUCAUUAAUGGUUUAUUGCUUUGUGUACCUUUUUUACUUGUUGUAAUUAAUUUUUGCCUUCUCAAGUUUAUAGGUGAAGACAUUGUUACAAUAUAUAUACAUUUGUUUAUUUCUUCAAUUGGUUUUAAAAUAGGAUUAUAAUUGCUAGGACAAGGACUUAGAUGUUUUGGAACCAUCAUAAGAAAAACUACACUUGAUAUUAUAGCAACAACCAAACAUUAAUUCUAUUUUGGAGUUCACAUAACAUGACAUAUAUUUCCUCUUUAAUUUUAGAAGGCAGAGCAAGAAACAAUACUCGAUUGUAUGGUCAGAUCGAAAAUCUUAAGGUCCCUAAAAUCGUACUCGAUUGUAUGGUUUCACAAUCCUUGAGUUAGAGUAAAAGAUUUUUGUUAAG
This is a messenger RNA of Linum trigynum, 3852 nucleotides long. The record is from the annotation of a GenBank genome assembly. NCBI's taxonomy places the organism in Eukaryota, Viridiplantae, Streptophyta, Magnoliopsida, Malpighiales, Linaceae.